UCUGGGUCAGAUGUUAAAUUCUCGAAAGGGAAUUCAGUAAUUUAGAAAUAAAUGUUUUUUUCUUUAUUAGUUAUUUUGAAAAGUAUACUUAGCCAUGAAGUGCAUAAAGGAUGGUGGAGAAUACUAGGAUUUAUCAGCACUGUGAUUCAAGUAAGGUUAUUUAUACAAGUGAGGAUUAAAAAAAAAAAAAAAAAAACGACUAUUGGGUCUUUAAUAUUUAUGAUCUUACACGACAGGUGGGCGUGUGGCCUGCGCAGUGAUGGGCUGAGUCUGCGCAAACGCCGCGCUUCAAUGAUGCCCACAAACGCCUCGUAGGAUUUAGGAUUUGAUCCCGAGGCUGUAGUUUACAUUUUCAUUGUAGGUAACGGAUUGAGCAAAAAGCAUGAAAGUUUACUGCUUUCUGUUUACAGAGACAGACAUAUAAGCUUUCAGAUCCUAUAUUUGCAAUCUGUAGGCAUCAACAAAUCACCGAUGCUUGGCUAAAAAGAAGAAGAAGCUCGACAUAAGCCUAGCUAGCUCUCCAGCUGUAAAAGUUUAUUGGUGAAAUUAAUGGACGCCUCCAUGGACAUGUGGGCCAUCUGGCUUUCUGUCGUCUUCACGAUCAUCGCUGGUUUUCUCACAGCUGUGUUAUUUGGAAAAAAUAAAUCGGUUUCGGUAAAGACAGACGCAAGCCCAGGAGAGGCGUUUCCACCCUGCAAAGAGCAAGAGGAGAGCACCGACAGCUCCAAGGACAUGUUACCCAUGUCUCAGGAAGCACUCACAGGACUCAGUGAACCCCAGACUGAAUCUGAAUGUACAGCGCAGACGACGGAAGACCUGCCAGACGAGCCACGUGCAUCAAACCAGCAAGAGCUUGUCGGGGAUCAGUGUGAGGAAGCCGAGUCAGAGAAUGACGAGUCUUCACACUCUGCCUCAGCAGUGAACAGGAUGUGUGAGGAUGAUGAUAAGGAUCAGGCCCUAAGGUAUAUGCCUGGUGUGUUACGGACGAGCCAGCUUGAGAAGAUGAUGAGUAAAGAAGAGCUGGAGGAAGAACAGAGAGUUCAGCAGGAGCAGCUCGCUGCAAUCUUCAAGCUGCUUAAAGAAAACCAGGACACAUUUGGGGAGGUGACGGAGAAAGACAUGGAGGAACAGCUUAAGCUUUACUCGAUCUGAAAUCACUGCACCAAGCACUGGUCUGCCGUCCUGGAAAUGGAAAAUUAACACUAAACCUCACUGUUGCUGCUGUUCAGAUGUGGGGGGAAAAAAAAUUAGUUCGAAAGUCCAGAACGGCUUGAAAAUAAUUCUGUCACGAUGUGAGGAAAAACUGAGUAAUUAAUAAAGUUCAGUGUGUCUUAUCCUUAAACUGCACACAAUUCACAACCUGUUAGUAACAUUGUGUAGUAAAGAUUAGGUGUAGAUGUAGUAAUUAUCUAUGUAGUAAUGUAGUAAUAUAUCUAUGUGUGUGUAUACAAUAGGUACAUAUACAUUCACCAUCCACUUUAUUAGGAACACAUGUACACCUGCACAUUUACGCAGUUAUCCAAUCAGCCAAUCAUGUGGCAGCAGCACAACGCAAAAAAAUCAUGCAGGUACAGGUCAAGAGCUUCAGGUAAUGUUCAUAUCAAACAGCAGAAUGGGGGAAAGUGUGAUCUCUGCGACUUUGAUCGUGGCAUGGAUGUUGGUACCAGAUGGGCUGGUUUGAGUAUUUCAGAAACUGCUGAUCUCCUGGGAAUUUCACACACAACAGUCUCUAGAAUUUACACAGAAUUGUGUGAAAAACAGUAAAACAUUGAGUGAGUGACAAUUUCCACUGUGGGUGUUAAUGAGAGAGGUUAUGGGAGAAUGGCCAGAUUGGUUCAAGCUGCCAGGAAGGCUAACUCAAAUAAUCACUCUUUACAACCGUGGUGAGCAGAAAAGCAUCUCAGCAUGCACAAAACAUUGAACCUUAAGGUGGAUGGGCUACAAGAGCAGAAGACCAUACUGGGUUCCACUUCUGUCAAGGAAGAACAGGAGUCUGAGGCUAUCAUGGGCACAGAUUCACUCAAACUGGACAGUUAAAGAUUAGAAAAAAUCACCUGGGAUUUUUCGAGUCUUCAGCUGAAAAAAAUGGCUGUGAUUCCUAAAUGGUUAAGGCAAUGUUUUUGUUAAACCCCUUUAAUAAAAGCUGAAAGUUUACACUUC
Messenger RNA from Pangasianodon hypophthalmus (striped catfish), 2160 nucleotides. Its product is annotated as matrix-remodeling-associated protein 7. The record is from RefSeq and is a predicted model, not a curated record. The coding region runs from base 550 to 1152 and encodes 200 amino acids. Lineage: Eukaryota; Metazoa; Chordata; Actinopteri; Siluriformes; Pangasiidae. The transcript is spliced from 4 exons.